CUCCGGAGGGCGCUCGGCGGAGCGCGGUGCUUCGACCGGCGCCUGCGCGCUGUACCCGCGGCAGUGGCGACGGCCGCGCAGGCCUCGCGGCGGCCAUCUUGGGCAUGGGAAACGAGGCGAGCGCCGAGCUGCCGCCGGGCCGGGUGGCAGCCGCGGCGGGGCCCCGCGGAGGCCCCGCCGCGCCGCCCGACCUCGACCUGAGCAGUCUGUCCGAGGCCGAGCGGGCCAAGAUACUGUCGGUGAUGGCCCGCGCCCAGGACCUGGAGGAGCCGGCGCCGCCGCCGCAGCCACCGCAGCGGGAGCGAUGUCCUCUGUGUGGUGGCUCGGACCUGGAGCUCUCUGGCCGGUGCGUGGACUGUGGCCGCGCGGCGUGCGCGCGUUGCGGCUCGGCGUUGCCCCAGCCCGACGGCAAGAGGCCGUGGGUGUGCAUGGAGUGCCAGUCCAAGUUCCGCCAGUCGCAAGAGGCUCGACGUCAGGAUGGCUUCCGGCAGCCGGCCCCGAUGUCCAAGGCACCGCCUUUAGCAGCCAUGCAGCAGCAGCAGAUGCAGCGCACCGCCGGCACGAUGCAUCAGCAGCAGCACUAUCCACCGGCCGCCUCGCAGCAGCCGACGCAGCCGCGCGCCACAUUUGGCGUGCAGCGUGGCGGAUCUCAGCAGCAGUCUGCGGCCGUGCAGCAGAACCAUCAGCACCAGCCGUACCAGCAGCAGCAACAGCAGCAGCAAUACCAACAGCAGUACCAGCAACAGCAGUCGCAGUACCAACAGCAGCAGCAGUUCGCCGCAGCAGCACCUAUGCAACCUGCCGCUACGCAACCUGCCGCCACGCAGCAGCCUGCCGGGACGCAACCGGUGGCCACGCAGCCUGCCGUGCAGCAGUUUACAACGCCGCAGCUUACCACGUCGCAAUACGGCUCGACGACGACGACGCAGUUUGGAACGCCCACGCAGCAGCCUAGUACUGCCGCGGCGCAGCGUGUCACAAUGCCGCACGCCGAACAGCAGCCUCCUUCUUCUCCCGCGCAACAACGUGCCUCUUUGCAGUCAUCUGUCAUGCAGCAGCGUCCGACCGUGCAAUCUGCUACCAUGGCUCAACAGCAGCAGUCGCAACAGCAGCAGCAACACCAGCAGCAACACCAGCUGCAACAACAGCAAAUGCAGCAAAUGCAACAACAGAUGCAACAACAAAUACAGCAACAACAACAGCUGCAACAGCAGCGGGCAGCUGCGCAGCUUGCCGAUGCCCAGUCUGCGGCAGCUGCGCAGCAGGGAGCUGUCUCGUCUACGGCCACGGCCCAGGCCGAGCAGCAGUCGGCGUCGACCGCGGAGGACGAGCAGGAGGCCGAGCGGCGGCGGAUACAGCGCGAGCAGAUCGAGCAGCACAAGAGAGAACAAGAGGAGCAGCGCCAGGCCGAGCUCAGCCAAGCGGAACAAGAGCGUCGGCUCGAGCGUAUGCAACAAGAGCAGCAGCGAAGGCUGCAGGCGCUCGCCUCACGGCCGCCGCCUCAGCCACUGCCUUCGCAGCAGGCCGAAGACGAAGAGAGCGACGAGGAAGAGUUGCCCGCGGUCGCCGCGUCCAGCCACGAAGCGCACGUAGAGGCUCUAGAGGCGGAGGCGAUCGCCGAGGACAAGUUGGCCAACAGUGGCGGUGGAGGCAUUCCGCGCACGGUGCCGCUGCCAGGUCGCGCCGACUGGUCGCCGGUGAGCGAUCUGUCACCCAUACUGGACGUGUCGCCUUCGUUGGAGGCAGCCGAGCAGGAGCUGAUGGAGCAGUUCCACGAGGAGCGCCGUAUGCCGCGUGCCACAAGCGGCACCAUCUCGGGUAUGCUGGCCGACUUCAACAAGGCACUCAGCCUGGCCUCGCCACCGCGCACACCGCGCCGCCAGCUGCCCGAGCCGUCUCCACCCGUGCCUGCGCCACGGUGCCUGUCGGCAGCGCCGCCGGCGUGCAGUCCAUCGGUGACGCCAGAGCCGGCCGAGUCACCCGCCAGCAGCGAGCCGGACGCCAAGGUGCGCCGGCGGUUGCCGCCGCUGCCACGCGACCAGGAGCCCGUGCCCGCGCGUCGCGCCAAGGACCGCGCGCGAGUGCUGUCGGCACCGGAGCGGCCCAACAGGCCUCAGCCACCUCCUCGGGCGUGCUCCGUGGACGGCGGCUUGGCCGCCUCUUCCGGCGGGGUCAGCGGGAUCAGCGGCAUCAGUAGUGUGAUUGGCACGGUCGGCUUGUCGAACACCAUCAGCACGUCUAGUACAGCCGGCGCCGUCGGAACCCUCGGCACUCUCGGAAACCUCGGGACCUUGGGUUCCAUAGGCAGCGUUGGUUCCAUCGGCGCGCUGGGAUCGACGGGCCCGAUCAGUACAGUGGGCACAAUGGGGACUGUAGGCACUAUGGGAACUACGGGCACAAUGAGUUCGGUGGGCGCGAUGGGUUCGGUUGGCUCAAUGGGGUCUGUUGGCACGAUGGGCAACGUCGGCACAGUGGGUACAGUAGGCAGUCGUCUCCCCUCGUACAUGAACUCGCUCAAGCAGCAGCUACGCGAGGAGCUGCGCAGCGUGACCGACGAGCGGCGGCGCCUGCUGGAGCUGCGCGAUCGAGACAUGCGUUCUGAGGGCGACCUGGCCGCUCUGCUCGGCUGGUCAGGACGUCGCCGGACCACCGACCAGUCCUGGACUACUGUCCCGGAACCGCGACGAUCAACCGCCGCCGGGUCCGACCCAUGGCGAACGCGGCGGCGAGGCGACAAGAGCCGCAAGCCGCGCUCCUGGCAUCCGUCGCCGUACGGCUCCGAGGACGAAGAGGACAGCUGCGAGCAGCGCAAAGCGUCCAUUAAGGCCGAGAUUGCCAAGCGAAGACAGCAGAUCGAGGAGAAUGCCCGACUGCACGCCGAACUCUACAAGCUGGCGCGGUUGCGCCAAGGUGACAGCGGAGUGUCGCCCGAGCUGAGCGUCGUGAGCAACGCGACCAGCACGGGCGGCAGCGUGCUCGAGGCCAUCGACCAGGUGCUGCGCCAGGAGAGGCGCCGCUGGCCCCCCGCCUCCUCCGCCGGCCCCAUGGCCAACGACUCGAUGGGGCUCUUGCACCCGGCCGGCGGGGGCCUGGGCGUCAGCGGGGGCCUUAUGCACUGCGGCACCAGCGCCGAGGACCGCAGCAUGGCGCUCAUUGCGUCCACCUUCCCGGACUCUCCCAUCUCGUCGGAGGAGGAGGACGAAGAGCCGCCCGCCAUGCCGCUGCUGCCGGACAUGCCCCGCCGGAGGCGCCUGCACCACCUGAUGCCUCAGGAGCCCGAACCCGACGACAUGGUGGCAGGCAGCCGGGCCGCCGCUCGGCGCGUGCUGCUGACGCGCGACCCCCGGCGAGGAGGCCUGGGCGUUCGCGUGGUGGGCGGCAAGCGCAUGAGCAACGGCCAGCUGGGAGCGUACGUGGCCCGCGUCAGCCGGCCCGACACGCUGGGACAGCUGAGCGAGGGCGACCGCGUGCUCGAGUGGAACGGCGUGCCCCUGACGGGGAAGACGUACGAGCAGGUGCAACGCAUCAUGGACACGCACACCACGGGAGACGAGGUCGAACUGCUCGUGCAGAGUGACUGGGACUCCUUCGAGAGCCCUGUACCCACACAACGACGCCGCCAGCACGGCAGGAGAGCACGGUUCGAGUGGAGCCCGCCCAACGAAUGGCCGCAGACGACAGCGGAGAUGCUGCAAGCGCCACCGCCGGCAUCACUACGCCCCUACAGGUCAGUGCAUUGCUCUUGUGCAGGGGCUCCAGUUCUCGCUUCUCUCGAACAUAACCGAUCUGAAGACAUUGUGAAAACGAUGCUGGUCGCCAUUUCGUCCAGCCCUGUGCCGGCAUCCGAUCAGGAUUUCUGCCCAGCCGACGUUUCUCGUGCCCUAUCUGGCGAAGAACACGGAAAUUCAACAUUCAUGAACUUCUGCAGUUUCAUCGAACAACCAGGCGCCUCGUGUGCACUUGCGAGCCAUGCCUUCACCUCCUUUCACGUGACGUCAUCCGGCCCAGGACUUACAUACUCGCCGCCACCCCUGCGCAUCUUCAGUGGGCGAGGCGGCAGCGUGCCUGCAACUAUGCUGAACAAGCACGUCUUUUUCCUUGUGCAGAUGCUGGUCGCCAUUUCGUCCAGCCCUGUGCCGGCAUCCGAUCAGGAUUUCUGCCCAGCCGACGUUUCUCGUGCCCUAUCUGGCGAAGAACACGGAAAUUCAACAUUCAUGAACUUCUGCAGUUUCAUCGAACAACCAGGCGCCUCGUGUGCACUUGCGAGCCAUGCCUUCACCUCCUUUCACGUGACGUCAUCCGGCCCAGGACUUAUAUACUCGCCGCCACCCCUGCGCAUCUUCAGUGGGCGAGGCGGCAGCGUGCCUGCAACUAUGCUGAACAAGCACGUCUUUUUCCUUGUGCAGGGCAUCGUCGGCGUCUGUGGCACAGCAGCUACAGCCGCGGCGGCGGCGUGGUCCGGAUCCAUUAGCGGGCCGGAGGAAAGUGCAAGUGCCUUGAGGCCCCACGGAGGGUACCCAUUUCUUCUUCCAGAGGCGCACGCAGAUGGCGCCCAUCGGGGGGGAAUGUCUAGCAAGCACGAAGUUAAGAGGGAGGAGCAGAGGAUAUGA
Rhipicephalus microplus (southern cattle tick) is the source of this 4610-nucleotide messenger RNA. RefSeq lists its product as uncharacterized. Lineage: Eukaryota; Metazoa; Arthropoda; Arachnida; Ixodida; Ixodidae. Gene Ontology annotation, cellular component: presynaptic membrane; cytoskeleton of presynaptic active zone. Gene Ontology annotation, molecular function: transmembrane transporter binding; small GTPase binding. The record is from RefSeq and is a predicted model, not a curated record. Gene Ontology annotation, biological process: regulation of synaptic vesicle exocytosis; calcium ion-regulated exocytosis of neurotransmitter; regulation of membrane potential.